UUUUAAUUCGAUCUAGUUUUAAAAAUAACUAUAUAUUUAUGUUAUGUAUUCAAUGGAAAUAUUAAAAUUCUUCUAAGUUAUUAUUGAUUUCAAUAAGUCCAAGCACGCUUCAAACGAACAAACACUCAAUAGGUUACGUCAACAACAAACAGUAUAAAUGAGCUUGGAAUAUUAUUGGUAUCGCAUUUCUGUAGCCGACAGUGAAAAUAACAAUAUGAAGUUCUACUGUAUCCUUGCUUUCUUCGCUUGUUUAAUAGCUGCUGCAUUGUCGCAGAGAAAAAGAAUCACAGAGGACACUCAUUGUCCUCUAGCAUGUGCCAGGAACUACGUACCAGUCUGUGGAAUGAGACAAGAAGAGGGAGCAUGGGUCAGGGAAAUUUUUCCAAACGAAUGUGAAAUGCAAGACGAAAACGAAUGUCACCACGGUAACUAUAUACCAUGCCCUAAGUAAAAAUUAUUUAUUGGCGUUCCUGUGAUCUACUAUUCCAAAAAAGCAUCCGAAGAUUCAAAAUUGCAUCACCUCAUAUUAAAAUUUAAUUUGUAUUGAUAAAUCUGAAAUUGAAAAAUGUAAUUGUUUCCGUAAUACAAGGCUACACUCUGCUAUUUA
This is a messenger RNA of Nezara viridula (southern green stink bug), 607 nucleotides long. Lineage: Eukaryota; Metazoa; Arthropoda; Insecta; Hemiptera; Pentatomidae. The record is from the annotation of a GenBank genome assembly.